Bufo bufo (common toad) is the source of this 1522-nucleotide messenger RNA. It is a transcript of the gene VOPP1, whose product is annotated as VOPP1 WW domain binding protein. The record is from RefSeq and is a predicted model, not a curated record. The coding region runs from base 596 to 1093 and encodes 165 amino acids. The transcript has 5 exons. Lineage: Eukaryota; Metazoa; Chordata; Amphibia; Anura; Bufonidae. Gene Ontology annotation, cellular component: cytoplasmic vesicle membrane.
CCUCACAUAGGCCACUGACACCGCUCGAGAACAAUAAUCAUAUAAUAUGAAAGAUCUCAUUACUGCUGCCAUAAAGAAACACGACAGGGAGGGAAGGAGGGAGGUGGAGAAGGCCAGGCGCCCCCUCCUCCUCCUCCUAAUCCCCUCCUCACUGUGUCAUCUCAGUCUUCCCUCUCCAUCCAUUUCCAUGAGGGAUCAAGCUUAGGAUUCCACCCUGCCUUCCUUCCCCUGCUGCUAUUUCUUUCUUCCUUUUUCACGUCCCCCUCCCGCAUCGUUAUUUUGGGUUCGCUUUCCAACAUGAUCAGCCUCCUCCUGUAUGAGCCACCCCUAGCUCUGCCAUCUGAAGAUCUGAGGAUGAGCUUGUAACCAUUACAGGAGUUCCAGGAUCAAUCUUCUAUACUCUCUGCUUUUGAUUGUUCCUGAAUCCCUAGGAUCCGCUAUGUGAGUUUCCAACAGUUGGAGGAGACCUCCAAACUGAAGGCUGGAGCAGUGAUUUGGGGAGGAACUCUACAUCUGUGACUGGAGAACUGGCCAUUGAUGCUGGUGGACGAAGGGCUGAUCACUGGGUUGAUGUCUUAAAGGAAGUGCUUGAGACAUGAAGAGUUUGCAGUGUGCUGGUUUCUUCUUGCUGUCACUGCUGCUGGAGUGUACUGAAGCCAAAAAACACUGCUGGUACUUUGAAGGAUUAUAUCCUACAUAUUACAUAUGUCGAGCAUAUGAGGACUGCUGUGGAUCAAGAUGCUGUGUACGGGCACUCUCUAUCCAGCGGUUAUGGUAUUUCUGGUUUCUACUGAUGAUGGGAGUUCUGUUUUGUUGCGGAGCAGGAUUUUUCAUUAGACGGCGAAUGUAUCCACCAUUGCUUGUAGAAGAACCAACAUUUAAUGUAUCAUAUACAAGGCAAACACCUGGGCCUCCACCAGGACCUCAGCAGCCAGGAAUGCCAUAUUAUUCUGAUCCAGGGGGAAACCUAGCCACACCUUCAUUUCACAUGCAGCCAAACUCCCCUCAAGGAAACCCAGCUUUCCCACCUCCCCCAUCCUACUACAACACACCUCCACCACCCUACGAGCAAGUGGUGAAAUCUUGCAAAUGAAGCAAUUUUUGCACUUGGCAAUGUUUUUCUUAUAUCUGACUUUUUACAAAUUCACGAUGAUGAGGACGCUCCCUUGGCGUGACGAUUGCUCUCUUGGUAUGAAUCAUUGGAAGAUCAGGUCUGUUCAGAGGGAAACGCUCUUCUUGGAACUGGAUUGAAGUCAUGACAUUUUUUCAGAAUUGCAGUUUAUGUUCCCCUCUCGGCACUAGCAUGGGGUUUGAUGGAUAAAUGCACUUCUCCAUUGCUGGAAAGGCAGUUUUUCCGUUAAUUUAUUUCUUUUCUACGCGUUCCUAGUACUGUAUUGUAGCUCUUUCAUUGUAUCUAUGCUGGUAGCGUACACUACAUAUCGUUGCCUAGUUUGCCUAUUACUCUUCAGAGUGCUAGCAGAUUUCGCAGUAUCUACAAUAAAAGGCAUGCUGUUCAUGGAAA